CUCUUGAAAGACCUCGUCAUGGAAAUACAUAAAAGGAAAAGGGCGCCGUUGCAAAAUUUUCAAGAUUGGCCAGGAUUUACUAUGCAUCCACACCGACUUGGCGAAUGAGAAUUCAAAUUGGCUCCGCCUCCGCGACGUCGCAACUAGGCUCCGAGAGCACGCGGCGGCGAAACAGCCAGGGUUUCGCGGACCGAUCAGAAACUUACGUCUUUGAUCAUGGCGUCUGGAUCGCCACGGGGGCGCAUCGAUAAGUUUUUUGUUUCGAAGAAAAGGAAACAAACAUCUCCUGGUUUCAAGUCUGGGAGAAGCAAAAAACAUGUGAAAGCUACCUUUGAAGGCUCUCCAAGUGCCAAAGGUACUCUGGAAAAUUGUUUGGUGACUUCAAAAGACGAUAACAGUCCUAGGUCUUCAUAUACAGUUCAUGAUUCCUUGGCUGGGCUAGAUGCGGUCAGAAGAAAUUUGGCACUGGAGAUUAAUAACUCUUCCAAGGAUGAAUUUAAGCAGCCCUUAUUUUCAGAAGAAUUGCGCCCUGCAACAUCUGAAGCAGUUGAAGUGGCUCAGAACGAAGCAUCUCAUGGAUUAUCUGUAAUGGGUGAAGCUGCAGUUGGAGAUUUGGCAAAAGGUUCCUCAAAAUUUCCCCACGGUGUGGAUAAAUCAGACCUAAAAAAGUUCGCUGCUGAUUUCCUGUCUUUGUAUUGUAGCGAGCUUAAACCAAGUGUAAAUUCACAGUCAGAGCCAGAAGUGAAUGAACAUAAGAGACAUUACAGCCUACUGUGCCUCGAUAGGAUGGAUAAGACAUCCAAGAAGAAGUGCAAUACCAAUGGUUCACAUUUAGAAGGUGAAUUCACUUGCUCUAAAAAGAAAAAUCUUGAGGACAUGCAGCCUGGUGAUGUUGAUAAAACUGUAUUAUCAGUUUUUAGUUCUUCUAGAGAGGUUAUUGAUGGUGAUAGUCCGGUUGAUCUUCAACCAUGCUUGAAAAAAUGCAGCAAUACUCCUAAAUCAUCUGUCAAUAUGACAGAAUUACGUACACCGGGUUCUUUGACUGUUAAAGCAUGCAGUAAUGAGACCCCCAAGUCAAUCCGUGGAAGCUCCAUAUUUUCACCAGGAGAAGCUUUUUGGAAUGAAGCAAUUCAAGUUGCUGAUGGUUUGUGUGCUCCUCAGGCCGCUGAAGAAACUCAUAGUACAACCCGAGAUCAUGUCUUGAACUUGUGCAAUUUGAGAAAUGGUGUCUGUCAUAACAACUCAAUGAAAACAUUGAAUGAGGAUGAGGAGAGAGCCUGGAACAUGGAGUUAAGUGCUUCUUUGGGGUCCCUGGGGAAGCAUGCAAAAGAUCUGCAUAAAGAAGUAUCCCCACUUCCUGUUAAGCAUUUUGACUUUUCAUGCGAGGGCAAAAACCUGAAUGAAAGUACCUCACACCAUCAUGGUGUAGAUGGUUCAAAAUGUGCUACUCAUAAAGGCAGUGAGCAAUCUGAAUGUGGUUCUGUAAAUGUCAAAGGGCUAGAAACCAGUAAUAUCUUGAUUCGAUGUGACAAAGCCCACUCAGACGAAAAGUUGCAUGAGGUACAGGAGAUGACUUCUACUAUUGUAAUUAACAAAGAGGCUGGGGGUAUGUCAUGUCCUGAUAAUGGUUGUAUGACAUCCAAUUCACCAGUAAAUGAAAUCAAGAAUUUGGUUCUUAACCAUGAAUCUGAUGAAGCAAGUACUCCUUCAAGUUUUUUGCGUCUUGAAGAUCGUUCAGAUCUACACAGUUGGCUUCCAUCUGAAAUAUGCAGUACAUAUAGAAAGAGAGGAAUUUCAAAACUGUAUCCUUGGCAGGUUGAGUGCCUUCAGGUGGAUGGUGUUUUACAGAGAAGAAAUCUAGUAUAUUGUGCAUCUACAAGUGCUGGUAAAAGUUUUGUUGCUGAAAUUCUAAUGUUGCGGCGGGUCAUAUCAACUGGAAAAAUGGCACUACUUGUCCUUCCUUACGUAUCAAUUUGUACAGAAAAGGCAGAACAUCUGGAGGUUCUUCUUGAACCACUCGGGAAGCAUGUUCGUAGUUAUUAUGGAAAUCAAGGUGGUGGAACACUUCCUAAAGAUACUUCUGUUGCUGUCUGCACAAUAGAGAAGGCAAACUCUUUAAUAAACAGAUUGCUUGAAGAGGGUCGCCUAUCUGAAAUUGGAAUCAUUGUGAUUGAUGAGCUACACAUGGUUGGUGAUCCAAGUAGGGGCUAUCUUUUGGAACUUAUGUUGACAAAGCUUCGUUAUGCAGCUGGUGAAGGCAAUUCAGAAUCAAGUAGUGGAGAAAGUUCAGGUAGGAGCAGUGGUAAAGCUGACCCUGCUAAUGGUCUGCAAAUAGUUGGAAUGAGUGCGACCAUGCCAAAUGUGGCGGCAGUUGCUGACUGGCUCCAAGCAGCAUUAUACCAGACAGAUUUUCGACCAGUUCCAUUAGAAGAAUAUAUUAAGGUUGGCAACACAGUUUAUAGCAAAAAAAUGGACAUUGUUAGAACAAUUUCAAAAGCAGCUGAUCUUGGAGGUAAAGAUCCAGAUCAUAUUGUUGAACUGUGCAAUGAGGUUGUUCAAGAGGGUCAUUCAGUGUUGAUAUUUUGCUCUAGUCGAAAAGGAUGUGAAUCAACUGCAAGGCAUGUUGCAAAAUUCCUGGAAAGAUUUUCUGUUAAUGUUCGUAACAAUGAAAGCGAGUUCGUUGAUAUUACUUCAGCUAUUGAUGCCUUACGAAGGUGUCCUGUUGGAUUGGAUCCUAUAUUAGAAGAAACUUUCCCUUCUGGCGUUGCCUAUCACCAUGCUGGCCUCACGGUUGAGGAAAGAGAGGUUGUUGAAACCUGUUACCGCAGGGGACUUUUACGCGUCUUAACUGCUACAUCUACCUUAGCUGCUGGGGUUAACCUGCCAGCUAGGAGGGUCAUUUUCCGACAACCCAGGAUCGGUCGUGAUUUUAUUGAUGGGACAAGGUACAAACAGAUGGCUGGCAGGGCUGGUCGGACUGGAAUGGAUGCACAGGGGGAGAGUGUACUAAUUUGCAAACCGGAAGAGAUCAAAAGAAUUAUGGGACUUCUUAAUGAAACCUGUCCACCACUGCAUUCUUGUCUGUCUGAAGAUGUGAAUGGAAUGACUCAUGCUAUUUUAGAAGUUGUGGCCGGCGGAAUUGUUCAAACUGCUAAUGAUAUUCAUCGAUACGUUAGGUGUACUCUUCUCAAUUCCACCAAGCCAUUUCAAGAUGUAGUGAAAUCAGCCCAGGAAUCUCUUCGGUGGUUAUGCCACAGUAAAUUUCUUGAAUGGAAUGAAGAUACCAAGUUAUAUAGCACCACACCCCUUGGGCGUGCAGCUUUUGGCAGUUCUCUCUGCCCAGAAGAAUCUCUUAUUGUGCUGGAUGAUCUUUCAAGGGCAAGAGAAGGAUUUGUGCUUGCAUCUGACUUGCAUUUAGUUUACUUAGUAACACCAAUUAAUGUUGACGUUGAGCCAGAUUGGGAACUAUACUACGAGCGGUUCAUGGAAUUAUCUGCUCUUGACCAGUCAGUUGGCAAUAGAGUUGGAGUGGUGGAACCAUUUUUAAUGCGCAUGGCGCAUGGUGCACCUAUGCGUUCUUCAAAUCAGCCAAGAGAUUUGAAAAGGUUGCAAGGCAAACAUGAAAACAAAUUUGCGGUCACAAACAGUUCAAUCCUUUCAGAUGAUCAAAUGCGACGAGUGUGUAAACGUUUCUAUGUUGCACUGAUCCUAUCAAGACUAGUGCAGGAAGUUCCUGUGGUGGAGGUUUGUGAAGCUUUUAAAGUGGCUAGAGGAAUGGUGCAAACCUUACAAGAGAAUGCAGGAAGGUUUGCAUCUAUGGUUACCAUGUUUUGUGAGAGACUUGGAUGGCAUGAUCUGGAAGGCUUGGUUGCCAAGUUCCAAAAUCGCGUUUCAUUUGGAGUAAGAGCAGAAAUUGUAGAGCUUACUUCAAUUCCAUAUGUUAAGGGUUCUCGAGCAAGAUCACUUUACAAAGCCGGCUUGCGUACCCCUCUAGCAAUUGCAGAAGCCUCCAUUCCUGAAAUUGUCAAAGCUCUUUUUGAAUCUUCUUCAUGGGCUGCACAAGGUUCAGCACAAAGACGGGUACAACUGGGAGUAGCCAAGAAGAUUAAAAAUGGUGCACGCAAAAUUGUCCUGGAUAAGGCUGAAGAAGCAAGGGUGGUUGCUUUCUCGGCUUUUAAAUCACUGGGAUUUAACGUUCCACACUUUUCUCGACCCUUAAUGUCAACUACCGUUGGCGAUCAAGUGAGGCAAGGAACUGCAACCACAUCUUUUGGAAUUGACACUAGCAGUAAUUUUGAUGUGGUGGAGCACAUGAAUCAUAUUUCCUCCAAGCCAUCCAUGGAAGAAAAUGACAAUUCUGAUAAAGUCACUUUGGAAAGUGAAGGAGAGAAGUUAAUAAGAAGAUCGGAUAUCGAUUUGUUGGCUUCAGAAGAAGUAAACUCAACAGCUGCAGUACACUGUAACUUUGGUACCGAAACUUCUGUGGUACCAGUUGAAGGUUCUGUAACCAGUGGUGCUGAACUGAAUGAUACUGUUGGUAAUACCAAAAGUGCAGACAUUACAGACUCUAUUGAUUUAAAAAAACCUAAUGCCAUUUCCAGGAUAGGUGAUGGGUAUCUUUAUUGUGGAGUACCAGAACCACACAACAUUUUGUCUCUUGGCAUUAAGAAUAGCGUUUGUGGGAAAGGCCCUAUCAAUGCAAUUAGUACUCCUGGUGGAUUUGAUUCCUUCUUAGACCUCUGGGAGACUGCACAGGAAUUCUAUUUUGAUGUCCAUUACAACAAAAGAUUGGAUGUGAACUCUGUUGCCCCAUUUGAAAUACACGGCAUAGCCACUUGUUGGGAAAAUUCUCCUGUAUACUAUGUCAAUUUGCCUAAGGAUCUAAUGUGGUCUGACAAAAGAAGAGAGGAUUACUCAUCCAUGUGUAUAUCUGGUGAUAAGAGUAGUGUUUCACUUCCUGAGAAUUGGUCGGAGAUAGUUGAACGAAGAUGGAAUAGGAUUCGUGAAAUAUUGGGAAAAAGAAAUGUUAGAAAAUUUACUUGGAAUCUAAAAGUUCAGAUUCAGGUUCUUAAAAUUCCUGCAGUAUUAGUUCAGAAAUUUGGUUCAGAUCUUGCUGGGAAAAACACGGGCCUUGAACUAAUAGACAACUCAUACUUAUUGUUGUCUCCAGUUAAUAUUAAUGAUGGAAUUGACAUGUCCAUUGUCACAUGGAUCCUCUGGCCUGAUGAGGAGAGAAGCUCCAACCCAAACCUGGAGAAGGAAGUUAAGAAACGGUUAUCCAGCGAGGCUGCAGCAACUGCUAAUCAGAGUGGGAGGUGGAAGAAUCAGAUGCGAAGGGCUGCACAUAAUGGUUGCUGCUGUCGGGUUGCACAAACACGAGCUUUAUGUUCUGCACUCUGGAAGUUGCUUCUUUCCGAAGAGCUUAUUGAAGCCCUCAUGAAUAUAGAAACCCCAUUGGUUAAUGUUCUUGCAGACAUGGAGCUUUGGGGAAUAGGUGUUGACAUGGACGGAUGCCUCCAGGCACGUAAUGUGUUGGCGAAAAAGCUGAGGCAUCUUGAGAAGGAAGCUUAUAAGCUUGCUGGCAUGACAUUUUCAUUAUAUACAGCAGCAGAUAUUGCAAAUGUGCUGUAUGGGCACUUGAAGCUUCCCAUACCAGAGGGGCACAAUAUGGGAAAGCAACAUCCAAGUACUGACAAGCAUUGCUUGGAUUUAUUAAGGCAUGAGCAUCCUAUUAUUCCAGUCAUUAAAGAGCACCGUACAUUGGCAAAGCUCCUAAACUGCACAUUGGGAUCAAUUUGUUCAAUGGCUCGACUAUCAGUGAGGACGCAUAGGUACACACUUCAUGGUCAUUGGCUCCAAACGUCAACAGCAACGGGUCGGCUUUCAAUGGAGGAACCUAAUCUUCAGUGUGUUGAGCAUGUGGUUGACUUCAAAAUGAACAAGGAUAAAGAUGGUGAUGACACCAGCACUGAGCCUUACAAAAUUAAUGCUCGUGAUUUUUUUGUUCCUACGCAGGAUAACUGGUUACUGUUAACAGCAGAUUAUUCUCAAAUAGAACUGCGGCUGAUGGCACACUUUUCUAAAGACUCCUCACUAAUUGAACUUCUUAGUAAGCCGCAUGGGGAUGUUUUUACUAUGAUAGCUGCAAAAUGGACUGGGAAACCUGAGGAUUCUGUUGACUCCAAUGAACGAGACCAGACUAAGAGGUUGGUGUAUGGCAUUCUUUAUGGAAUGGGUGUGAACACCCUCGCAGAACAACUGCAUUGUAGCUCGGGAGAAGCUGCAGAAAAAAUCCAAAGCUUUAAAAGUUCUUUUCCUGGUGUUGCUUCUUGGCUCCAUGAAGCGAUUGCAUCUUGCCGUCAGAAAGGAUAUGUGGAAACCCUCAAGGGGAGAAAGCGUUUCUUGUCAAAAAUUAAAUUCGGAAACAAUAAGGAAAGAUCAAAAGCCCAGAGACAAGCUGUCAAUUCUAUUUGUCAGGGAUCUGCUGCCGACAUUAUUAAGAUUGCGAUGAUAAAUAUUUACUCUGUGAUUGCCAAAGGAGUUGAUAAGCCUGACUCUGGUUCACUUGCAACACAGUUUGAAGUUCUCAAAGGCCGCUGCCAAAUUGUAUUACAGGUACAUGACGAAUUGGUACUGGAAGUUGAUCCUUCCGUGACAAAGGAAGCUGCAUUGUUGUUGCAAAUGAGCAUGGAAAAUGCUGCCCUUCUUCUUGGUAUGCUAUCUACGGUUCAAAAUUUUUAUAUUCGGAGAAUUUGUUCCUUCUGUAGUUUAUUCAUGAUUUGUUUUUCAGUUCCUUUGCACAUCAAACUGAAAGUGGGAAGAACGUGGGGUUCUUUGGAACCCUACCAGGCUGAUCAAUUUUGAGAUGAGCUAUUAUGCCUGAUCGUGAAUUCUAGGGGGAGGUUUUAUUCUGGCAAAGGAAACCGAAAGUGUGUCAUGACAGUCAAUGGUGCUGAUUGAUGGACAUUUGAAGCAGUAUGUUAAUUUUGAUCGAGUUAAAUGCCAAUUAUCAGUUUUCCUAGUUAUGAAUCAGCACAUCCCUUCACAUAUUCUCGUGCCAGAUUUAACUCUUCAUACACAGGGCAGCCAUCUUAUCUAUUCUAGUCAUGCAGAGGGUGUUACGACUUGAUUGAAUCACUUGAGUUGCAGUUGCAGUUUUAUAUUGGCUGUCAUUGGGAAGGUUUGCUUUGAAAGAAGAUAUUUGAGAGGUUUGAACAUCCCUGGGACCGUAGCCAGACAGAUCUUGCAUUUGGAAACUGGCAUCCAUAAAUUACCUUUUGGUAGAAACACUGAAGUUAGCGAUGGGAUUUUUGGCUUGAACUGAUGGUAGCCUGAAAAUGGG
Molecule: messenger RNA, 7342 nt
Organism: Juglans microcarpa x Juglans regia
Lineage: Eukaryota; Viridiplantae; Streptophyta; Magnoliopsida; Fagales; Juglandaceae
Product: helicase and polymerase-containing protein TEBICHI
Exons: 25
Coding region: 217-6864 (2215 amino acids)
Biological process (GO): DNA-templated DNA replication; double-strand break repair
Molecular function (GO): DNA-directed DNA polymerase activity; DNA binding; ATP binding
Source: RefSeq, a predicted model, not a curated record